GAUCGGUUCACGGUUGUUAGUUUUUUCGUUUUCGAGCUGUUAUGAUUCUGAUACAUCUUUUUAUGCUAUUGAAAUUCAAUUUUGUUUUCAAGUCCUGACUCCUGCUGUCGUAUAAAGUUAUUAAUUUUUCCAUUCAAAGGAUACCUACAAACUACAAGGUUGAAAGUGAAAUGGCUGAUUUUAUGUUACCUCCAGAUAUAGAGAAUACUUUAAAAAAUGCAGCCGAACAGCUUGUCCAGGGGAGGACAGAUUAUUCUUUUAGUGUUGAGCCAAAUAUGGAUAACCCUGAAGAUAAUUUUUUUAGGUCUUAUGAUCAGAAAGAAGUUAGUGAAUUCCUUAAUUUCAGUCUAUUAGGCGAAGAAGGAAAAAACAUAGAACCAUUUGCAGAAUUGGCUUCUAGAAUGACGGAUAUUACGGGCGACCGUAAAGUUUUGAAAGAAAUAACCGAAGAAGGAGUCGGUCAAAUUGUGCCAGAAGACAGUAUCGUGAUGGUUCAUUAUAUCGCCCACUUUGAGAAUAUUGUCGAACCAUUUGAUGUGACGUAUUUACACGGUAAACGACCACAUCGUUAUACACUGAGCACGGGUGAGCUGCUGCCAGGAUUGGAAAUCGCCAUUAAAACAAUGAGAAAGGGUGAACACGCUAGAUUUUUAAUUCAUCCGGACUUGGCGUACAAAGAAUUGGGCUGCCCACCUCGUAUACCGGCAAACGCAACCAUUCAUUUUGAGGUCGAUCUGGUAAACUAUUAUUCGCAAGAACAAAGUUUGGCAUUCGAUGAGGACGCACGAGAUCCUAACAGAUAUGAUAAAGUCUUGAACAAGGCGAAGAAAUACCAUACGGAAGGAAACGAUCUGUUCAAAUUGAAAAAUGUCGAAAGAGCUACUGUUAAAUACAACAAAGCUAAAGAACUGUUGCACAUUAUAACGACCCAUUCGGAAGCCGAAGAAACAGAAGUAAUGAAAUACUUGUGCAAGUUGUACACAAACUUGUGUAUAUGUUAUUUAAAACAAUGUGCAUUUAGCAAAGUGUGCUGUAUGGCCAGAGAAGCAAGACAAUAUGCCGAUCGUUAUUCUAAACACAAUGCCAAAUUGCAUUAUACUUGGGGUAAAGCUUUACGUUUGCUUAAAAGUUUUGCCGAUGCUAAAGAGAAACUUUUGCACGCCCAAAAAAUAAAACCUAACGAUGUACAAAUUAGAGACGAACUACAGAAACUAGAAAAGGACAAAGAGUUCAAUACAAACAUUGAAUUUUUUACUUUGAAGAAACACGGAGUAAAUACUGAAAAAGAAUUUAAUCAGAUGCUGCCACCUGAAUUUUGGGAUAUAUUUAACCAACAUUUGGAAGAAUUCAACAAUGGUGUCGAUGAUAUAUUUACAGUUUCAAUCGCACAUCCAGAUGAUAUAAAACUUGUGAAGCGUAAAGCGAGCUUAUUCGACUUGGAAGUUCAAAUAAUUGACAGCGAAGAUGAAAAGCAAAAUUGUUUAAUAAUGAAAAAACCCUAAUUACUAAACAUUUACGCAGAAAAUUACUUAUAUUCUAAAUUUGUAUUACGAUAAGUGACAAUACACUUUCUUAUUUUUAAUUUUUAACAAUUCCGAAUUAACUAGUAUAAUAAAAAUGUUAAAAAGUUACUUUAUUUAUAAUUGUUUAUUAGAUUAUCUUUGUACUUUUUUAUUUUUAAAAAGUCUGAUUUUACUGAAGUAUAGUAAACACGUUUAAAAUGUAAUUUGUUUGCAAUUGUUUGUUUUUAUAAAUUAUACACAAGUGAUGUUAA
Adelges cooleyi (spruce gall adelgid) is the source of this 1774-nucleotide messenger RNA. It is a transcript of the gene shu, whose product is annotated as inactive peptidyl-prolyl cis-trans isomerase FKBP6. The record is from RefSeq and is a predicted model, not a curated record. Gene Ontology annotation, molecular function: protein binding; peptidyl-prolyl cis-trans isomerase activity. The transcript has 3 exons. The coding region runs from base 171 to 1502 and encodes 443 amino acids. NCBI's taxonomy places the organism in Eukaryota, Metazoa, Arthropoda, Insecta, Hemiptera, Adelgidae.